Messenger RNA from Paraglomus brasilianum, 5898 nucleotides. Lineage: Eukaryota; Fungi; Glomeromycota; Glomeromycetes; Paraglomerales; Paraglomeraceae. The record is from the annotation of a GenBank genome assembly.
AUGGCAGGAAAAUACUCGACGAGUGUCCAGCAAAGAAUACAGCUUGAAGAAGAACUUGAUCUUAAGUUAGGGUUCGACAAGUACGAUCAUGGGCAACCACGAAUAGGGUGGUUAUUUAAUAUGACAACUACUAUGUUGGAAGAUAAGAAAAACAUUCGUGGAAGGUCAGCCGUAAAAUAUCACUUUUUUGAGGAGGAUGGUACUCUCUUCACAUGCACACGUUUUUAUAACCCUUAUUUCUACUUGAGGUGCAAGGAUGAUAAGCACGCAGAAGUUGCCUCUGCUUUAAUGAAAAUGUUUGAUAAAUUAAUUUAUAAAAUAGUUGAAGAGCACAAAAAACAAGAUUUAAAAGAGGCAAAUCAUCUUGUUGCGUCCUAUAUUCGGGUUGGGAUGUGGUACGCAGUAGAGGCUGUUGCUGGAGAAGACGGUGUCAAUAUCCAGAUGACACCCAUUCAUGAAAGAGGCGAUCGCCCUGAUCUGCUUGUGUUAGCUUUCGAUAUAGAAACAACAAAGCUGCCUUUGAUGUUCCCUGAUGCAACGAGAGAUAUGAUAAUGAUGAUUUCAUACAUGAUCGAUGGAAUGGGGUACCUAAUUAUCAAUCGUGAGGUGGUAGCAGAAGAUAUCGAGCCAUUUGCUUACUCUCCCGAUAGGGACAUGAUAGGGGAGUUCAAGAUAUUCAACGAAAAGAGCGAGAGGACGAUGUUACAACGGUUUUUUAAGGAAAUUCGGAAAUAUAAACCGAAUAUUAUUGUAACUUACAAUGGCGAUAACUUUGAUUGGCCGUUUGUCGAACGAAGGGCACACGAAUAUGGAAUUAACAUGCGCUCUGAAAUAGGAUUUUACCGCUUUGAUGAAUACUAUAUUAGCAAGCAGUGUGUACACAUCGACUGUUUACAUUGGGUUAGAAGAGAUAGCUAUCUACCUGUCGGUAGUCAAGGUCUCAAGGCCGUGGCUAAAGCCAAGUUAGGAUAUAAUCCCGACGAAUUGGACCCGGAAGUUAUGACUAGAUUUGCGGUUGAACAGCCACAGGCAUUAGCCCAAUAUUCGGUCUCUGAUGCUGUAGCAACUUAUUAUCUAUAUAAGAAAUACGUCCAUCCAUUUAUUUUCUCGCUAUGUAACAUUAUCCCGCUUAAUCCUGAUGAUAUAUUGCGCAAAGGAUCCGGAACUCUGUGCGAGGCACUGUUGAUGGUAUCUGCAUAUAAGGCAGAUAUAAUGAUACCACAUAAACAUGGAGAUGAACUUCACAAGUUUACUGCAGGUGGACCAGACGGGAAACUUAUCCAAAGUGAGACGUAUGUGGGGGGGCAUGUGGAGGCAUUGAUGGCUGGUGUUUAUCGGUGUGAUUUACCCGUCGAUUUCACUAUUAGUUCUGAUGGCAUUGACAAACUUAUCGCCAGUGUGGACAAAACACUCCGAUUUGGUAUCGAAGCAGAGGCAGAAAAGAAUCUGGACGAGAUUGCCGAUUAUGAAGAAGUCAAACAAAGCGUUAUAACAACACUUGAAAUUAUUCGUGAUAAUAACCCUGUUUUGCGAGCGGAACCUCUGAUAUAUCAUUUAGAUGUUGCCGCCAUGUAUCCAAACAUCAUAUUAACUAAUAGAUUACAGCCCGAUUCAAUAGUUAACGAGAAUGUCUGUGCAAACUGUGAUUUUAAUAUCCCAGGAAAGACAUGUGAUAGACGCAUGAAGUGGGUAUGGCGUGGUGAGGUAUGGCCUACAGACCGAGGAGAAUAUAAGAGUAUUCUAGAUCGAUUAGAAAGCGAAUCGUUUCCAGGGAAGACCUCGAUUGACUCGAAGCGUAAUUGGCAUCAGCUUGCAACGAGUGAACAGGCAAAAUAUAUACAGGAACGCCUUGGACAGUAUUCUUUGAAACAAUACAAGAAGAAAAAGGAAACUAUGUCCGAAGAAAGGGAAGCGAUAGUUUGUCAGCGCGAACGCCCAUUUUACGUAGAUACAGUACGCGAGUUUCGUGAUAGACGAUAUCAAUACAAAAGUUUGCUUAAAACUUCUAAACAAAGAUUAGAAAAUGCAAUCAAGAACCGCGAUGUAUCUGAGAUUGAGACGGCCAGGCAAGAAAUUAUUCUGUAUGAUUCAUUACAACUUGCUCACAAGUGUAUUUUGAAUUCAUUCUAUGGAUAUGUCAUGAGGAAGGGAGCCCGAUGGUAUUCUAUGGAAAUGGGGGGUGUUGUAUGCUUAACAGGGUCAUCUAUUAUUCAAUCUGCUAAGGAAUUGGUAGAGCGAGUCGGCGCUGCUCUCGAACUGGAUACCGAUGGAAUUUGGUGUAUCUUUCCGAAAACAUUCCCCGAGAAUGUCACGUUCACGUUGAAGGAUGGGAAGAAGCUAAAUGUUUCGUUUCCAUGUGCAAUGCUCAAUCAAAUGGUUCACGAACGAUACACGAAUGAACAGUACCAAGAACUUGUCAAUAAAGAAACGCAUGAGUAUAAGACAAGGAAAGAGAAUAGUAUAUUUUUUGAAGUCGACGGACCUUACCGUGCAAUGAUACUACCUGCUUCAACUGAAGAAAACAAAUUGUUAAAGAAGAGAUACGCAGUCUUUAAUCAUGAUGGUAGUCUUGCAGAACUAAAGGGAUUCGAGGUAAAACGACGGGGUGAAUUGAAACUUAUUAAAGUAUUUCAAGAGCUUGUGUUUGACGCGUUUCUGCGGGGUAAAACGCUCGAGGACUGUUACCAAUCAGCAGCAGAAAUCGCAAACGCUUGGGUGGACAUUCUCGAGAGUGAAGCAAGGGAUCAUCCAGACUGGUACUUGAUUGAUAUGAUAUGCGAGCAAAAAAGCAUGUCUCGUUCGCUGGAGGACUACGGUGAACAAAAAUCGACGGCAAUUACAGCAGCAAAACGUCUUCAGGAAUUUCUGGGUGAUAGCAUGGUGAAAGACAAAAAGUUGACAUGUAGGUAUAUUAUUUCGAAGCCUCGAAGUAAAGAUGAUGAUGUGAGUCAACGUGCUAUUCCAAUAGCGAUUUUCUCCGCAAGCAAAGAGAUUAAAACGGCAUGUUUGAAGAAAUGGCUGCGAAAUACCAAUAUCGAAGGGGAUAUUGACAUUCGAGAUAUAUUGGAUUGGGAUUAUUACAAGAAAAGACUUAAUGCAACCAUUCAAAGGCUAAUUACAAUACCGGCUGGCUUGCAAAAUAUUGUCAACCCCGUUCCUCGCGUGUCGAAUCCAACAUGGCUAUCGAAAAGGUCUCAGGGCGAUAGACAGCGACUUAUUACAUCCUUCUUUGCUGAAUCAUUUCCUGUUGGUCUAAAUUCACACAAAAUGGAGGUUGAUUGUAUAGAGAACAAUGACGAGAACUUCGGACAAGAAAUAAAUGAAAACGAAAAUGAUAGGGCUUGCCCGGAAGAAGGUAUCCCGGAGCUUGCUGAUGAUGUAGUCAUUAUUGCUCAAAGUGAAGACAGUAUUGGUCCGAAGCAAACGAUAGCUGAAGUGAGUAGCGAACUUAGGAUGAAGCGUUUCGCUGAUGAUCGCUAUGAGACUUCUCAGAGAAAACAAGUUAAAACAACUCACGGGAAGCAGGGCAUCAACAGUGAUUCUGCGACAGACAAUUCGGUAAAUACGUUGCGACGUAAGUUACGUAAACCAUCUAACGUCUUUGACAAGAUAACGAAGAAACCUUUUUCAACCACGACGAAUAAUAAGCCUUACGUUCACCAGAAUAUGCAAAGAUUUCGUAAGAACGGUGAUCCUUUCACGAAUUAUAGCGCAUGGAUCAAGGGCGUUUGUAAACGGCGCACUGCAUUUAGUGACUGGAAAGUGAUUCAUGUUGUCGAAAGUGACGUUCAUGGUGAGCUAACAAAAUGGCUUUCCGAUGGAUUCUCUAUGCGGCGAAGACGAGUUAAAACUAAAGAUAAUGAAAACACGAACAGUAUAGGCUUACCCUCGGAGAUCAAUCACAUAAUUGAUUUAGAACGUAGCAGAAAGCAUUUAAAUGGGAAUGAAUUUGAUUACUUGUACCUUAAUCAUACAAUGCUCGAUGAUGACCAUCAGAUGUUCGCCGUCUUUUCGUCCUUCUCGGACGAUGCCAUGAUAUUUAGCAUCGACAAUUUGAGAGAGACUUCGAUUUGGGAAAGACUAUAUGCGCAAGUGUAUCACACGUUCGAGGAAGAUUGCCCGGAAGUUCUCCAGGGCAAAAACAGACUUUUCGUUUAUUCUCAGAAGCUAACUUUCGACGUAACGUAUUAUAGGAAUGUCAAGCAAACUUUAACAAGUAUAUCCAAUCAAUUGUCUUAUUGCAAAGAACAACAAACACGGCCCACCAUCGUGAUCCUUCAAUCACCGCUAGCUCUCAGAAUUUUGGCGGCUGAUUUAACUGCACUCAGGGACUUUCCAGUCCUGUGCUUACAACCAGACAUGUCAGAUUUGCAGAUUUCCGUUGAUUGGAGGAGACAGAAUGCACGCAAGGCGAUAACCAGUUUUUUGAGUCUUGGAGCCUUAUUAACUGAGCGAUUUGAAAUAUCUCGAUAUGCCAAUGUUCCCGUUUGUAACGUUGGCGAUGAUUGGACAAUAUUUUGUUUAGACGUAUUUUUGGCACAACGGUUAAAGAAAAGAGGACUUGUUGAUUGGCUAUUUUCUGAUCAGAGGAUGUCUACGUGGCAGCAAACCAGUGAAGAUAGCUUACGUACCGGAAAGCAAUUCACAGAUGCUGUAGUAAAUGCGCCAGGUGUUUAUACUACGAUAUGUGUAGCAAUGGAUGUGCAUAAUUUGGCAAUUGACGCUAUAUUUGCGUAUGGUUUGGAUAGCAUACCUCAUGUUGCAGCCCAUAAAAUAUUACCAAUAGUUCGUGAUAUGCUACGAGAAUUGCGUGCCAAAGCUAACCCCGGAGAAAUCCAGUUGACAAACAAGUUGUUUAAUAAUUUUGGACGAUGGGUUACUACUCGUAGAUCUGCCAUGUAUGACCGCCGGCUUGAUUAUGCGGUACAUUAUUUGAUGUGUAAGGCAGUGAAACAACUGGCAGCUGAGUUCUCUGAUGUUGGGUGUACCGUUGUACAUGCUGACAUCUCAAAACUCGUGCUUGCGACAAAAAAGACAACGCUUGAGAACGCGCUUCCUUAUAUCAAUCAAGCGGAGGAUAUUGUUUCGAAGAAGUCUGUAUUUAAAAACCUCAAACUACAUAGAACUGACUAUUGGAUAUAUAUCCAAUGGCAUGACCUACAUAACUACGGCGGCAUCUUAAUUACUAAUAAGAAUUUGCCUGCAGUUGAUAUGCAUUGGAUUAUUGCUGAAUAUCUCCCUCAUCAAGUACGGCAACAAUUUAAUACAAUCAUUACUGCAUAUAUCAAGAUGGCAUGGCAACAACAUAGUAAACCGAUGAGACAGAGUGCAUCAGUUAUUGAAAUCUUUAAGAAGAUGUUAUUGAAAGUUAUGGAUAAUUUUCAUAAAGAAGAGCAUAAAUUCGAGUUCCCGCGUAUACCAGGGUCACCAUUUGCUAAAUCGACGAGACCUGCAGCUGAGUUUGCGAAUGUUAUAUGUAAUAUUUUUGCUGUAGAUGAAGAAUUAAAACUUGAAGUCAUGGAUCUGCGUAAGAAAUUAAUGAGUAUUACGAACGUGAGUGCGCAUGCUCAGCUAGCAGGGCCUAUUAGGGGAUUCGAACUCGUCCGCAUUGAUUGUCGUGGGUGUUAUGCCAGCCGGAAUUUAGAUUUUGCUCGUGAUUCUGACCUCGUGUCUGAAGAGAGGAAAGCAUCAUGGAGUUGUACUCAGUGCGGCAAGGAUUAUGAAAGGUGGAGGAUAGAAGGAGCGCUCGUUGAGCUCGCUCAUAAUUGGUUGUCUGGGCGUCAAGUCGGAAGAACACGAGAAGAUGAUCGGUUUUUGCAAUGGCUUACGGAUUUAGCGGAUUUGCAUCAAAUGAAAUUAUUGGAAGAAGUCGUGGGAUUUGUCAACAAUCAUUUGUAA